This is a messenger RNA of Aspergillus tanneri, 1062 nucleotides long. RefSeq lists its product as uncharacterized. NCBI's taxonomy places the organism in Eukaryota, Fungi, Ascomycota, Eurotiomycetes, Eurotiales, Aspergillaceae. The coding region runs from base 1 to 1062 and encodes 353 amino acids. The transcript is spliced from 4 exons. The record is from RefSeq and is a predicted model, not a curated record. Gene Ontology annotation, molecular function: NAD(P)H dehydrogenase (quinone) activity; FMN binding.
AUGUAUGGCCACAUAUUGAAGUUGGCCGAGGCGGAGAAGAAGGGCAUCGAAGCUGCUGGUGGUACGGCCGAUGUCUACCAGAUUGCCGAAACUUUGUCCGACGAAGUCUUGGCUAAAAUGUCCGCUCCUCCCAAGGCCAAUUAUCCUACCGCCACUCAUGAGACACUACUGGAGUACGAUGCCGUGCUUUUCGGUAUCCCGACUCGUUAUGGUAACUUCCCUGCUCAAUGGAAGACCUUCUGGGACCGUACCGGCGGCAUCUGGGCCAGUGGUGGCUACUGGGGUAAGUACGCCGGCCUGUUUGUCUCCACUGCCACGUUGGGUGGCGGCCAGGAGUCCACUGCCCUCGCCUCUAUGAGCACCCUCACCCAUCACGGCUUCAUUUACGUCCCCCUGGGCUACAAGCCUGUCUUCUCCCUCCUGUCCAACUUGGAAGAGGUCCACGGUGGUAGCGCCUGGGGUGCGGGCACCUUCGCGGCUGCCGAUGGCUCCCGUAUGCCUACUGCUCUCGAGUUACAGAUCGCCGAAGAACAGGGUAAGGCGUUCUACAGCCACAUAUCCAAGGUCUCCUUCCCCACCGGUGGCGAGGGAUCCAAGCCCGAGUCGACUCCUACGGCCGCAACGCAGGAGAGGGAAGGCAAAACGGCAACAACGCCCAAGCCCGAGCAGAACCAGGAGAAUAAGCAGCGGUCCAGACAAGAUGCUAAUACAAAGGAAAGUGGCCCCUGUGGGAAUGUAUCUAGUAUUCGGAAAUCUAAUGCUGUCAAGCUGAGAAGAGUCAUAAAGAAAGUUCUGACUCUAUCCUUGCUUCUCCCCUCGGAGCUGAUCCGUCACGGUGUCGGCCCUCGUACUUUUGUGCCCAUCUGCUCAGAGAAAUGCAGCUGGAUGCCGGUGUCCGCUCAAGCAGUUCUCAAGGCCGGAGGCGCGUUUGUCCUUCUGGACCCGUCAAUGCCUCCUGCGUGUCUCCAGGCCUUGUGCAUCCGUCUGGAGACGACGGUAAUCGUCAUGUCGGCAGAGAAGCGGGCCAUCGCCGAGACCUGGUACCAAAUACCAUGUCAAUAG